AUGUCUUCGCCCGUCUUCUGGUCGACCCCUCUCAAGUACUGUCGCUGGGCUGCUCGUGAGCGACCUGCGCUUUUCUGGUCCGUUAUCAUUGGUGCCGCCGGUCCCAUCGCCAUGCCUAUCGUGCCUCCGAUUCGAAAAUACUUUGGCGAUGUUGAUCCUGCGCCUAUUCCCGUGACGUACCCUGGUAUGAGUUGCCCCAUGGCUGCUAUCGCAAGAAUAUGUGACGGGGGCAUCCGGACAAAGGCUAACUUGCCUCACUCAGUUCCCACGGGUCCACGGAAACAAUUGACAGGCUACGAUGAUUAG
Metarhizium album ARSEF 1941 is the source of this 306-nucleotide messenger RNA. RefSeq lists its product as uncharacterized. Bases 1 to 306 code for a protein of 101 amino acids. The transcript has a single exon. Lineage: Eukaryota; Fungi; Ascomycota; Sordariomycetes; Hypocreales; Clavicipitaceae. The record is from RefSeq and is a predicted model, not a curated record.